AUGCUGCGUCGUGCCCGCGCAUGCCCCGCUCGCUCCUUGCCUGCUGCUGCUGCUCACGCCGACCCGCCACCGCGCGCUCACCGCAGCGCCCCGCAGCUCCUCCGCCGCACGGCGCCCGCUGCUGCGGCCUCGCUGGCCCGCACGCUCGCAACUGCGCAUCGCUUCAGCUCCGCCACUCGCCGCCCCGCUCCGGCCUCCCUCGCCGUGCUCCGCCUCCCCAUGCCGGAUCUGGAUCGGGAGCGCCCAACGCUCGCCGCCCGACCCAGGCGCCCCCGACGGCCACCUCGUCGGAGCCCCUCGCCGCCGUCGCCCGGAGCCGUCAACCGACGCCGCCCCGCCCCGCCAUCGAACCUCCUCCUCGCCCCUCCUUCCUCGCACGUCGCCCGCCCGUGGCCUCUGCCUCGCCGACGUCGUCAGCGAACGCCGCCGCCUCGACCUAUCCUCCUCGCCGGCGACGCGUCCCCGUCCUCCUCCUCGACCCCCACUGCCACCCCCUACAGCUACGCGGUGAGCUGCCGCGCCGGUCGUGCCUCCCCUCUUCCCCCCUCUCUGCUCCCGGCCACGCCCGAUGCGCGCGCCCGCGCACCGCCGUUCCGCACCCGAGCGCCCCGAGUGUGCUCGGCCGCGCUCACCGCCGCAUCCGCCACGAUCCCGCGCGCUCCAUGCUGCGUCGUGCCCGCGCAUGCCCCGCUCGCUCCUUGCCUGCUGCUGCUGCUCACGCCGACCGCGCCACCGCGCGCUCACCGCAGCGCCCCGCAGCUCCUCCGCCGCACGGCGCCCACUGCUGCGGCCUCGCUGGCCCGCACGCUCGCAACUGCGCACCGCUUCAGCUCCGCCACUCGCCGCCCCGCUCCGGCCUCCCUCGCCGUGCUCCGCCUCCCCACGCCGGUCGCUGGUCGCUCGCCGUUGCCCGCAUCGCUGCGCCGGCGCGCCCGGUUCCACACGGGCACCGGCGCCCGUAGAACCCGUCGCCCGCACGCCCGAACUGAUAUGGCCCUUAGGGCCAAUGACAUGUGGGGCCGGCCCCUGUGA
This is a messenger RNA of Aegilops tauschii subsp. strangulata, 1032 nucleotides long. Lineage: Eukaryota; Viridiplantae; Streptophyta; Magnoliopsida; Poales; Poaceae. The record is from RefSeq and is a predicted model, not a curated record.